GUAAAGGUGAACCAUACUGAGUAUACAAGUUAUGUGACUGAAUUGACGAAACUUAUAAUGUUAUAAGUUUAAUUAAUAAUAUGGCAUCUGAAAGCGGUGGAUAUGUUGUAUUAGGAGGUGGGAUCGCUGGCGUCACAUGUGCCGAAACAUUGUCCAUCUUGUGUCCAGAAGAAAGGAUUUUAUUGAUAACAUCAUCUAAUUUGAUCAAAGCUGUUACAAAUCUCCAAAAAAUUACUAAGACUCUAGAAGUGUUUGAUGUUAAAGAAAAACCACAUAGUGUCUUAGAAAACCGAUUUCCAAAUAUCAAAGUGAUACAUGGCAGUAUAGUAAAUAUAAAUCCUGAACUAAAGGAGGUUUCCCUGUCAGAUAACAGCACUAUUGGCUACAGUUCUUUGUGUGUUUGUACUGGUGGAACACCAAAACUCAUCAAUAAAGAAAACACAUAUGUAUUGGGAAUAAGAGAUACAGAGAGCGUCAAGGUUUUUCAAGAAAAGCUACAAAAUGCAAGCAGAAUAGCAGUUGUUGGUAAUGGUGGCAUUGCAACUGAACUUGU
Saccoglossus kowalevskii is the source of this 553-nucleotide messenger RNA. Its product is annotated as tRNA ligase complex-associated NAD(P)H dehydrogenase PYROXD1-like. Gene Ontology annotation, molecular function: oxidoreductase activity. The record is from RefSeq and is a predicted model, not a curated record. NCBI's taxonomy places the organism in Eukaryota, Metazoa, Hemichordata, Enteropneusta, Harrimaniidae.